AUGGUAGAAGACAUCAAAGCUCGCCACACGAAUCGUGCAGGUUGCUCCACUAGUUUUGUGAAAUGGUUCUUCCAUAAUCAUUUAGGUCCAAUUAGAACAGUGAUGAUUGCUUGUGGUCUUUUGCCACUCUCACCAGGAGAUUUCAUGUCUGAUCUUGACGUUCAGAUCCCAACUGCCUUUGACCCCUUUGCCGAGGCGAAUGCUGGGGACGCUGGUGCAGCUGCCGGAUCAAAAGACUACGUUCAUGUACGCAUCCAGCAGCGUAAUGGUCGCAAGAGCCUGACCACUGUCCAGGGUCUGAAGAAGGAGUUCAGCUACAGCAAGAUCCUCAAAGACCUCAAGAAAGAGUUUUGCUGCAAUGGUACAGUUGUCCAGGACACAGAACUUGGACAGGUCAUUCAACUCCAGGGUGAUCAGAGGAAGAACGUCUCAAACUUCCUUGUCCAGGCCGGCAUUGUGAAGAAGGAACACAUCAAGAUUCAUGGUUUCUGA
Triticum turgidum subsp. durum (durum wheat) is the source of this 492-nucleotide messenger RNA. Lineage: Eukaryota; Viridiplantae; Streptophyta; Magnoliopsida; Poales; Poaceae. The record is from the annotation of a GenBank genome assembly.